UUCAGCACAUAUAUCAAUUUGGACAACGCAAUUGGCGGUGGCUUUGGACAAAUCGAGGAUUUGGACUAUGGAUAUGAGAGAUCCAAAUCAUUUCAGGCCGCUCUCUUCUUGAAACUUGUGAGUCCAGUUUUUACUACGUCAUGUUGAUAUAAUCAAUGAAGGAAGCCAUCCGGAUAUUUAAAAUCAAGAACAAGCAGAAUGGGAAACAAACUGACUGGUCGCACUGAAUUGUGACUGCCAUUGCCCAACAAACAAAGAAGAACGAGUCAAUGACUGUAUCUGUAAUUAACAGAGCUGGAUUCUGUAAAGCCGAUACUUGGGUUCAACAGAACUGGUUUUAAAUGCAUAGAACAGUUCUUGAAAAGCUUUCCUUACAUUACGCGUUUUAAACCACAUAGAUUAAUUAACACACCCACACAAACACAGACCCAGACACAGAAUAUAGUUUUCUUCUGUACUCUGGAUAUCCCAUUUCCGGGUUGAUGUGAUUAUUGUUAUCAGAAUAACAGGAACAGAAGAAUAAAACAUGAAGAUUUCAGGAUCCUGAAAUUACAUUUCUAAAUAAGGUCUAAGGAAUGGCAUCAACGGAAAGGCAAUAUGAGCUUUGGAUGCUCUAUUGCAACAAGAAGGAUCCCGACUACCUUAAACUUUGGUUGGAGAUAUUCAUCAGCUCCUAUGAAAAAUGUCUGGAUGUGGACUUCGAAAAGCCUCCAACGAGGCUGGAUGAAGUCCCUCCGGUGAUGUCUCUGCUGCCUGAUAACAUCCUGCAGGUCCUGAGGCACCAGCUCCUGCAGUGUGUUCUGAAAGUGUCCGAUGGCUUGGAGGAGGAACAGCAGACCCUCUCCCUGCUGCUGGUCAAGUUCUUGAUCGUCGUCUGCAGGAAUCUGUCCAAUGUGGAGGAGAUUGGGACUUGUUCCUACAUCAACCAUGUCAUCACCAUGACCACGCUAUAUAUUCAGCAGCUAAAGAGCAAGACCAAAGAGAAGGAGCUAGCAGACCAAACUCCAGCAGAAGAAUUUGUCAGGCACGCCCUCAGCUUCUGCGAGAGCCUGUACGACCCCUAUCGAAACUGGAGGCACCGGGCUUCUGGUGAGCUGGUGAGUGCAGUAGAGAAGAGCAGACAGAAAUACAAAGCCGCCCCUCUGACCGUGGAGUUCAUCCCUUUCUUUUACCAAUGCUUUCAAGAGAGUGAACAUCUGAAGGAGAGCCUAAAAUGUUGCCUUCUGCAUCUCUUUGGGUCCAUUGUGGCUGGAGGACAGCGCAAUGCACUUCAGGCGAUUUCUCCAGCCACCAUGGAGGUCCUGAUGAGGCUGCUGGCAGACUGUGAUUUGAUAGAGGACAAGGACCCAGAUGACAUCAACCGGAAGGCCGAGCUGACGCUGAAGUGCCUGACCGAAGUGGUGCAGAUGCUGCUGUCCAGCAGUUCAGACCAGCGGCAGGUGGAGAUCAGCACCAUCCUGGAGAAUUACUUCAAGCUGCUCAACUCAGACCCCACUGCAUUGCCUCUCAAGACCAAAUCUAGACAGUGGGAGAACAGGUUUAUCACACUACAGAUACAGAUGCUGAACACCAUCACUGAAAUGUUUCAUUGCUCUGACAGACCGGUCCUUCAGGCCAUUUUCCUAAACAGCAACUGCUUUGAGCACCUCAUCCGAUUGCUUCAGAACAGCAAGCUGGUUGUAAAUGCUAGAUGUAAGGCAGCAGACAAGAGCGAGAAAGAUCUUGCCAACAAAAAUCUGACAGAAAUGAAUGAGGACCAGGUGUUUCAGGGUCGGCUGGAUUGCCUGGCUGUAUCCACAAUAAAAGCUCUCACUACAGUGAUGCUCAAAUCCCCUGCUGCUAAGGAGGUGUUCAAAGAGAGGAUUGGCUACACCCAUUUGUAUGAAGUUUUGAAAUCCCUGGGGCAGCCAUCAAGAGAGCUGCUGAAAGAACUUCUGAACAUGGCUGUUGAAGGGGACCACACUUCAGUUGGGAUCCUGGGGAUCAGCAACGUCCAGCCCCUCAUGCUGCUUAUCCAGUGGCUCCCGCAUCUCGACUCGCACGACCUUCAGAUCUUCAUCUCCGACUGGCUGAAAAGAAUCUGCAGCCUCAACUGCCAGAGCCGCAACACUUGCGUCAACGCCUCCAUGGUGGUCCGCAUCUUGGAGUCCUUGAACUUUCACACCUGCCUUCACCGGACUUGUGCGGAGAACCUGAUUAGUUUGUUAGGAUCUCUUGGCAGCCAAUCACUGAGCACAGGGGAGCUUCUACAGCUAAUUAGACUUUUGAGGACUGAGGACCCCAAACAGGCCCACCCCUACGCAGUGCUAGUAAUGAGGGCUAUCCUUGGGAUGGCCCGCAAACUGGGGCUAGAUAAUGCACUGCAGUACUUUGACCUGUCCCCUAGCAUGGCAGGGAUCUCUGUGCCCACAAUCCAACGCUGGCCAGGAUAUGCCUUCAGUUUCUACGCCUGGCUGUGCUUGGAUCAGGACCAACAGGGGAGUGGGCUCUUCAGUAAAGGAGGGAAGAGAAAGCAACUCUAUAGCUUUUUCACAGCUAGUGGGACUGGUUUUGAAGCCUUUAUCACUUCCUCUGGAGUUCUGGUAGUAGCCGUGUGCACCAAGAAAGAGUAUGUGACAGUCAUGCUUCCUGAUCACUGUUUCUGCGACUCCCUUUGGCACAGUAUAGCUGUUGUUCAUAUGCCUGGGAAGAGGCCCUUUGGACAGAGUUUGGUGUACAUAUAUGUCAAUGGGCAGCAGAAGCUGUCAGCCCCGCUAAAAUUUCCUACUAUGAAUGAGCCCUUUAACUCCUGCUGUAUCGGAUCUGCUGGCCACAGGACGACCACUCCUCCCCCUUCGCAGAUCCCAGACCCCCCUUUCUCACUUCCCACAACCCAGGGCCGGGCAUCACUGGGGGCGAUCCUGUCCUCCACCAGCUGGGGUGGGCUCCUCCCGGGGAAACCCGAGUCUGUGACCAAGCUGAUCUCUGCAGGGACCCAGGACAGCGAGUGGGGCUCCCCCACCUCCCUGGAGGGGCAGCUGGGCAGUGUGUUGGUCUUCCACGAGGCUCUGCAACCAGCACAAGUCAAGGCUCUAUAUCUGGCAGGACCAAACUGCAUUUCUCUUUUGAAAGCUCAAGAGUCAGAGUUGGCAGAAAUGCCAUCUAAACUUCUCCUUUACUACACGCCGAAGGCCUGUAAAAACCCUAUUUGCCUUGAUCUGUCUCCAAAUCUUCUCCAUGGGAGACUGACUGGGAAUAAAGUCGUUAACUGGGACAUAAAGGACACGAUCAACUGCAUUGGUGGUUUAAACAUCCUCUUCCCCUUGCUGGAACAAAUAAGCCACCUGACUGGGGCUGAGAGGAGUGAAGGCGAUGCUGCAGCAGCUGAGAACAUAACUCCUGAACUGCUUACCCCAUCCGAGGGGGACUGGGUGGUCCUGCCGUCCUCCAGGGCAUCAGAGGCUAGAUUGGAAAAUAAUUUUGUAGCUACCUUUCUCCUGAUGAUUAAGCACUUCAUUCAAAGACACCCAAUCAACCAGGAGACUCUUAUUCACUCCCAUGGAGUUGCUACCUUAGGGGCCCUGUUACAAAAGCUGCCAAGCAGUAUGGUGGAUGUGAAUAUGUUGGUGGCUGUCCAGCUGCUGAUAGAGCAGGUGAACCAAGAGAAGAACACAGUGCUGCUGCAGCAGAUGUACCAGUACCUGCUUCUAGACUUCCGUAUCUGGGACCAGGGAGAUUUCCCCUUCAGAAUCGGCCACAUCCAGUACUUGUCGACAAUAAUCAAAGAUAGCCGGAAGCUGUUCCGGAGGAAGUAUGGAGUCCAGUUUGUAUUGGAUGCUAUUCGUCUCUACUACGGAACCCACAGUAAAGAGAAUGACUUGUGCCUGGAUGAUGUGAAGACGAUUCGAGCUUCGCUCUACGGACUCAUCAAAUACUUCAUCAGCAAAGGGGUGGUGCAGGAGGAGGUGCAGUGUAUCCUGGGAUACAUUGCUGCAAUAGGAGAUGAAGAACAGCUCUGUGGGAUCCUGGAGGUGUUGCUGAAUGUGCUCCACACCAGUACAUCCCGAGACCAGCUCUUCCUGCUGCUCUUUGAGCCUGGCAAUGCAGAAAUCCUCUACACACUGCUGCUCAACCACAAGUACACUGACAAAGUCAGAGACCUGGUCUUCAAGAUCUUUGAGAAAAUGCUUAAGUGUGAUAAAGUGUAUGAGAAGAGCAAACAGCGCAUCAAGCUGAGGGAGGUCGGGUACUCUGGACUGAUCCUACUGUUCAAUGAAAUACCAAUAACUCUGUUGCUCAUUAAAAACCUCCUAAACCAGGUUCUUAAUUCAGAUCCUGUGGUUAAUUACAAGGAUAUCAUGGCUUUGGUGCACUUGACUCACAAAGCAGGCUUGCAUAUUAGGCUGGUCAUUUGUAAAAAGCUUUACCAGCUACUGCAGUCGCAGCAGGAUGCUGCACAGCAGAUUUCCCGACAGGCUGGUUGGCAGGAGACUCUGGUCAAGCUGUACCUAAGAGAAAACGCUGAAACACAGGACAGCAGCAUCAGCAAAGCAGACUCUGCAAGCACCAGCAGCCUGGAUCACGUCAAGAACAGGUGGAGUGCUUCUGAGUCCCACGAUUCAGGGAAAGGAAAUAUUCAAGACAAACUAGACAAUGACAAGGAUGUUGUUGACAGACCCACAGCGGCAGAUAGGUCUGUGGAUUCUCACAGCAUAGUAGACAAUAGAUCAUUGGACGGUUUGAAUCAAUCAGUAAAUGGUGGAGAGACCGCAGCCAUGGACACCCCUAGUGAGGCCCUUGCCAAGUCCUGGGCCGCCAAAGCAGAAGGCUUGAGUUUGGAUCUGUCCAGGAUCCCUUAUGAGCUGGGGGAUAGUGGGACUCUAACUCCAGGAAGUCUGACCAGCACCCCCUCCCCCUCGGAGACUUCCAGGUCUUUCCCCAACGUCCAUUCUGACAGGGAGUCGUCAUCUUUUAUGGAGGACAGCUUCUGCUUCAAUGAUGACUUCUCUUUAUGUGAAAACUUUGGAGGUGCUGAGAAGAGUGAGGAGGAACUGACGAGGAUGCUGAGUGAGAUCCUGCUGUGUGUGAUGUGGCGUGGAGUGGACAGCUCUGACGAUGUUGCCUGGCUGGAGAGGGGGCAGGUCUUCUCAGCCCUGACCAAGCUGGGAACAGCCAACGAGCUGCUUCAGCCUGCAGAUGAGAUCAAAUUAAAUCUUCUUGAGAAGAUGAUAGAAUGGGCAGUCACUGAUAACCGAGAGGCUACAGCCUCUACCUUGCCUGUCCACACAGAGAACGCUGUGUUCCUCUUGCAUACUCUACAGGACUUCUUACAGACAGAGGGCCUGGUCAACCCAGCUCUGUGGACUGAGAAGGUGCUGGAGGAGGCAGUGACACUGAUGGACAGUCUCAUGGUGUGGUAUUCAUCUGGCACACAGUGGAUGCAGCUCUCCCAGGUCGGAGUGAGACUGCUGCUGGGGUUCAUGGCACAAGACAACAUCCAGGUGUGCGCCAUGGCCACAGCCAAACUGAACACCAUCCUGCAGACGAAGGCUAUCGACAGCCAGGACGAGGCAUGCUACCUGCUUGGCAAGCUGGAGGGCAUCCUGAGCAAGUCCAUCCAGGAGAAGACAGAGACCUACUCCUUCCUCAUCCCCCUCAUCCGCAGCUUGCUCUCCAAGAUCCACCAGCUGCUCUACAUGCAGCUGCACCUGCCCUCCCUGCCCAAUACCAAUGGCAGCCCCUCCUUCUUCGAGGACUUCCAGGAGUACUGCAGCUCCGACGAGUGGCGGGUAUACCUGGACAAAUACAUCAUUCCUUACAUGAAGCAGUACGAGAUUGAGAUAUUCAGCAGGGGCCACGAGUCCAUGGCCAUCUACUGGAAGAACUGCUACGAGGCAUUCAUGGUGACCUUGCACAAGUGGGAGAGGGAAAGAGGAGAGAGCAAACUCAAAUUCCAGGAGUUCUUUGUGGAGCCGUUCACACGCCGGUCCCGCCAGGAGAACCUGCGCUACAACAACAUGUUGAAGCAGAUCAACAGCCAGCACAUUGCCACCCUGAGGCAGUGGAAGGCAGCGCGUCACGGGCUGGUCAGUGAGAGGGGCCCGUGGGCUGACAGGAAGCAGAGUUCAAUGCAUUGGAAGCUCUCUAGUGCUGAAAACUACUCCCGCAUGAGGUUGAAACUGACCCAGAACUACAACUUUGACCCCCACAGCGAGGCCAGCGCUUUGAGAGACAAUCUUGGCAUGCAGGAGAGCAAGCCUACAAACGAGUCUCUGCUCCUGGAGGCAGUGAAGCAGGUGAAGGUGAGCGACGUGGAGGACGACAUGCUGGAGCUGCCAGAGGAGGACCCCACUGCCGGCAACAGCCUGAAUGAGAUCGAGGAGCAGAGUCAGAAGGAAAAGCUGGUCAUUUCAGAGGACUGUGAUCUCAUUACCGUGAUGGACAUCAUUAGCGGCCGUCUAGAAGUGACCACCCAACACAUCUAUUUCUAUGAUGGCAGUGUGGAAAAGGAGGAAGGGGUGGGCUACGAUUUUAAAUGGCCACUCUCCCAGAUCCGAGAGAUACAUCUACGUCGGUACAACUUGAGACGUUCUGCUUUGGAAAUAUUCCUCAUCGACCAGACAAAUUACUUUCUCAACUUCAGAAAGGAGGUGCGUAACAAAGUGUACAGCCGGAUGCAUUUGUUAACUGUCGGCUCCCCAAACCUAUAUGGAACUCGAUCUCCUCAAGAACUGCUGAAAGCUUCAGGACUAUCACAGAAAUGGGUGAACAGAGAGAUCUCAAACUUCGACUACCUCAUUCAGCUAAACACGAUAGCUGGAAGAACAUACAAUGAUCUCGCCCAGUACCCUGUGUUCCCCUGGGUUCUAUGUGAUUAUACCUCAGAGGAGCUUGACUUGAACAAUCCUGCAGUGUUUAGAGACCUUUCCAAACCAAUAGGAGUGGUUAAUGAAAAGAAUGCCAAAUCUGUUUGUGAAAAGUAUGAUAAUUUUGAGGACCCCACAGGAACCAUUGACAAGUUCCACUAUGGGACUCAUUACUCCAAUUCUGCUGGGGUGAUGCAUUACCUGAUGCGGGUGGAGCCCUUCACUACACUGCACAUCCAGCUCCAGAGUGGAAGGUUUGAUUGUGCAGACAGACAGUUCCAUUCCAUACCCGCAACCUGGCAGGCUCUGAUAGACAAUCCAAACGAUGUCAAAGAGCUCAUUCCAGAAUUCUUCUACUUCCCAGAAUUCUUAGAGAACAAGAACAACUUUGACCUUGGGCGUUUGCAGAUAUCCAAAGAGCGUGUUGAUGAAGUCAUUCUUCCAAAAUGGGCGAAAUCCCCUGAGGAUUUCAUCUACAAGCACAGGAAAGCAUUGGAGUCAGAGUAUGUAUCGGCCCAUCUCCAUGAAUGGAUUGACCUGAUCUUCGGAUACAAGCAACGGGGACCAGAUGCUGUGGAGGCUCUCAAUGUAUUCUAUUACUGCACUUAUGAAGGGGCCGUGGACCUGGAUGCUAUAGCUGAUGAGAAGGAGAGGAAAGCUUUGGAAGCAAUGAUCAACAAUUUUGGACAGACUCCUUGUCAGCUACUCAAGGAGCCCCAUCCUGUCCGGCUAUCUACUGAGGAGUUAGAGAAACGCCAGGCCAGGCUGGACAACUGUCCUCUUAGUGUCUUCCAACAUCUGACAGAACUCAAGUCAUUCUUUGUGGAGGGGAUCAGUGAUAAUGUUCCACUGGUAAAGGCGGUGGUCCCCAAAAAUCAGUCUCACUCAUUCAUGUCCCAAGGGAGCCCGGACACACUGGUCACAUUGAGCCAGAACUGCCUGAUGGGAACUCAUGGAUGGCUGCCUUAUGAUAAAAACAUAUCCAAUUACUUUACAUUCAUCAAGGACCCAACUGUAUCAAAUGAAAAAACCCAGCGCUGUAUUAAUGGACCAUUUACCCCCGGACUAGAGAUCGCCACCAAGCUCUUCGUUGUGUCACAUGACGGGAAAUUGCUCUUCAGUGGAGGACACUGGGACAACAGCAUUCGAGUGACCUCACUGGCUAAGGGCAAGCUGGUUGGACAGCACAUAAGGCACAUGGAUAUUGUGACCUGCCUGGCUACAGACUACUGUGGAAUCCACCUAAUAUCAGGGUCACGGGACAAAACAUGCAUGAUCUGGCAAGUUCUACAGCAGGGAGGAGUUCCGGUAGGUUUGGUGGCUAAACCUGUGCAGAUUCUGUAUGGACACACCGAUGAGAUUACGAGUGUGACUAUCAGCACCGAGCUGGACAUGGCUGUUUCAGGUUCCAAGGAUGGCACAGUGAUCAUCCACACUAUCCGACGAGGGCAGUACAUGAGGUCCCUGAAGCCCCCCUGCGAGAGCUCACUGCCCGUCACCAUCCUGCACCUCGCCAUCUCCUGGGAGGGACACAUCGUCGUGCACACCUCCAUCGAGGGGAAAUCCACCCUGAAGGAUAAGAAUGCUCUUCAUUUGUACUCUGUGAAUGGAAAAUAUUUAUGUUCCGAGAAUCUGAAAGAGCAGGUAUCAGACCUCUGUGUUACUGGGGAGCACAUCGUCCUGGGUAGUGUGCAAGGAUUCCUGUCUAUCCGGGACCUCUACAGCCUGACUCUCGGCCCGGCCCCCAUCGCCAUGCGGGUGCCUGUCCACUGCGUCUCGGUCACCAAAGAGAACAGCCACAUCCUGGUGGGGCUGGAGGACGGCAAGCUGAUCAUUGUGGGCGUGGGCAAACCGCCAGAGAUGCGUUCAGGGCAGAUCACACGGAAACUCUGGGGCUCGAGCAAACGUCUGACCUCGAUCUCAUCAGGAGAGACUGAAUAUAACACCCAAGAUCACAAAUGAUAUGAUGCAUGACGGGAGAACCCAACCAAAUCACAGCUCUCUGCCACACCUGAAUCCAUCACCUUGAUUUGGCCUCUGCCACUCAAAUCCGUAUCAGUGUACCCAAUCAGAGUGCUUUUGAACUGAUGAUUAUUAUUAUUUUUUUUUUUUGCUACACAAUUUGAACUGCAACAGAUGAAACUUUUUUUUAUUUAUUUGUUUUUUAUUAUAAGCGUGACAUGACAAUUAAUUUAAAACUUCAGAUUAUUGUUUUUUUUUUGCUGCUGCUUUGUAAUUUUUUAAUGUGUGAUUUGUGAUCACUCAGAAACAAACGGUUAUGAUUACACUAACAAUCUUAUGAUCUUCCAGAACACUCAAACAUCUCAAGUGGAUCAUUGAGGUUUAUUAUUCAAAUAUCUUCUCUUGUUCAACUUGCUGGUGGGCAGCUAUAUCAAGCCAUCCCAUGUGCUCUUCUAUCAACAUACUGUAGGUUCUUCCAUUUGUCAGAAGCCAGGAGUGACAAUCUCUCUGGGGUGGGUUUCGUUAUUCAAUUGCAGUGGUUUAUAGACUAAGGAUUGACAGAGUGGAGCUAAUAUACAUAAAAGCAUUGGGGACGUUUUAAAUGUCAAGACUGGGUUUUGGUUGAUUGGUAGAUGGUAGCUAUGUGAGAUUCCUUCCUUGUACAGACAGUAUUUCAUAAUUGGGUUUCUACAGACUGCUCUGCAGGUAAUGGUGAUGGGCAAUCAUUCAGAAUCCCCAUAGUUGAUUAAUGCAAUGUAUUACGUGCUAUUAUAUUUUCCAUGCGGCAUUGAUCAGAACGAUGAAUGUAACGGUUAAGUACAGUUUUAAAAUAAAUUGAAAGUAAAAAAUAUAGUUUCAUAUUGGUUGUCUUCAGGAACAAGAUGCAGUUUUAUUUUUGUCGCUAAAAUGGCAAUAAUAAUAAUACUAUGCAAACCCUUCACAUAAUUGGAAAAAUGCAUAUUCAUUAUAUAUAUAUACACACACACACACACACAUAUAUAUAUACACAGUUAUGCGUACUGGUCAGCAGAACCUUGUCUUUUUAAUCUUCAAAGCCUGUCUGUUGUUUUGUGGUUUGUCUCCAUUGUAUUUGACUUGACAUUUCCAUUUUUACAUGGGAUUUUGUCUAAAGUGAAAACCAACAACUACUCAUUUUAAGCCAUAUGCAUUCACACUUGUCAGACUCUCUCACACACUCACAAAUGCUGCAUUAUACAGUACUGCUUGUGAUGAGGAAAAAAACCCACUACAUCAGUACCUUAUGAUUCUGCCUGUUGCAAAUAUUUGCAUUUGGUUCCUACACUGUUUUAUUCAGACACAGCAUUAUGUUUAAUAAGCUGAUUUUAGGUAAGCAGUUUGUGUUCAAGAGGAGUGGCUAUUGAGAUGAACAGUUAGGUAAAGUAUGAAUCAAAAUAAAUCUAAAGUAAAAGCAAUGAGCUAUAGAACAGUUGUAGUAAUCAAGUAAACUGUCAUUCAUAGAAGGAUCUUCCCAUGAAAAUGAGCAGUCGAUUUAGGAUCACUGCUGUGGGGAGAUGUUUUUCAGUUCAAUCACAGCAACACAUUUUUAUGGUACUGAAGAAUGAAUUAUUUAGCUUUGCACCAACAAUCCUGCAGCUUAAAUCAAGCCAUCGUUCAUGAAAGGAUCUUCCAGUGGAACAAAAAAAAGAUGCAAAUGAAGCAAGAAAAAUAUGCUUUGUAGUUUUUUUGGAUUGUUCAAACUGAUUUUAAAGUUGCUGACGUUUGUCAGAAAGUUUUUUGUUUUUUUGUAUUACCCUUUGUAUUGUUCAUAGGAACUUCAUUUUU
Messenger RNA from Acipenser ruthenus (sterlet), 10610 nucleotides. RefSeq names its product neurobeachin-like protein 1. Bases 576 to 8807 code for a protein of 2743 amino acids. Gene Ontology annotation, cellular component: membrane; cytosol. The transcript has 56 exons. The record is from RefSeq and is a predicted model, not a curated record. Lineage: Eukaryota; Metazoa; Chordata; Actinopteri; Acipenseriformes; Acipenseridae. Gene Ontology annotation, biological process: intracellular protein localization. Gene Ontology annotation, molecular function: protein kinase binding.